AUGAAUCCAUUACUUCGACAAGUCUUUUCCUUCAUAAUAUCCUCCUUUCAAGCAAUAUGGUAUCCUUUCAAGACUGUAUUUGGUUCAGUAUUCAAGGCCUUGUAUGAUUCGACAUCCGGAACGAGCGAUACGGAAGCGCUGAACAUAUGUUCAAUACCUCAUUCAAAAGCUAACGGCUCGAUUGUAAAUGGAUGCGAUCUAAAUGCUACCUCCCAUAUAGAGAUUGUCGAAGUGCGGCGGUAUUACCCUCCAGGGGUUUCAGAGAUCAUCGGUCGCGGCGGCGAGUGCUUCAUCGGUGCCAUCGAUGAUUUGACUGUUAUGAAAUACCCGUGUAUCCCCGGAAACUUUGAAAGCAUUCAUACAGAGGCCCAUCUUCUUAGGAUCCUUGGGACUCAUCCCCGAAUCAUCGCGUCGAAGGGCCUGACGGAACAUGGCCUUCUUCUGCAACGUGCCUCGAACGGUUCGCUGAGCGACUACAUUGCAUCUCAAUCAUUUAUACCUCUUAGCCAGAAAUUGCUCUGGUGCAAACAAGCCGCUGAAGCAGCCAGUUACAUACAUACGAAACAUGUCAUUCACUGUGACAUAAACCUUCGAAAUUUUCUGCUUGACAAGAAUUUUGAUCUCCUGCUGGCAGACUUCCAAGGGAUGCUGAAAUCAGCUGAUGGGGAAAUAUUACUGGAUGGCCUGUCUCGAGAGUGUUCGAAGUCAUACAUGCCUCGUUCCCAUGGUGACUAUGCAUGUGUGCGGACUGAUCUCUUUGCUCUUGGUUCUGCUAUCUACUUCAUCAUGACUGGACACGAGGUUUUCCCAGAGCUUGACAGCCUUACGCAGGAUGAAGAAAUAUCGUCUCGCUUCGAAAAUGGGGUAUUCCCAACUGACAACCAUCUUUGCUGUCAUAUUACGGAGAAAUGCUGGAGGCAGCAGUACAAGUCGGCAGAUGAAAUUGUUUCUGAUUUAUAUCUAAUCCAAGCGUCCGAGGCGGUUUCUGAAUAG
This is a messenger RNA of Histoplasma capsulatum G186AR, 993 nucleotides long. RefSeq lists its product as uncharacterized. Gene Ontology annotation, biological process: intracellular signal transduction; protein phosphorylation. Gene Ontology annotation, molecular function: protein serine/threonine kinase activity; ATP binding. NCBI's taxonomy places the organism in Eukaryota, Fungi, Ascomycota, Eurotiomycetes, Onygenales, Ajellomycetaceae. Bases 1 to 993 code for a protein of 330 amino acids. The transcript has 2 exons. The record is from RefSeq and is a predicted model, not a curated record.